UCCUCUGCAGCAUGUGGCUAUGGCUUCACGCUAAUAUCCUCAAAAACCACUGACAUUACCAAAGUUUGGGGCAUGGGGCUGAACAAGGAUUCUCAGCUUGGCUUUCAGAGAAGCAGGAAGGAUCAAACUAAAGGCUAUGAGUAUGUCUUGGAACCGUCUCCCAUUCCAUUACCACUGGACACUCCCCAGGAAACUCGGAUCUUGCAGGUGGCUUGUGGGAGAGCUCAUUCCCUCAUCCUGACGGACAAGGAAGGAGUCUUCAGCAUGGGCAACAAUUCCUAUGGGCAGUGUGGCCGAAAAGUUACCGAAGGUGAAAUUUACAGUGAGAGCCAUCUAAUUCACCGACUGCAAAAGUUUAAAGGCAGGGUUGCGCAGAUUGUCUGUGGGCAGGAUCACAGUCUGUUCAGGACUGAGAGAGGCGAGGUUUACUCCUGUGGAUGGGGAGCUGAUGGACAAACAGGUCUUGGCCAUUACAAUAUCACCAGUGUGCCCACCAAAUUAGGCGGCGAUAUUGCUGGAGUAAAUCUCGUACACGUUGCCACCUAUGGGGACAGCUGUCUGGCUGUAUCUGAUGAAGGAGACCUCUUUGGGUGGGGAAACUCUGAAUACAUGCAGCUGGCUUCCAUCACAGAGACGACACAGGUGAAUGUUCCAAGGCACUUACCAUUCAAGAUUGGGAAGAUAAAGGAUGCUGCAUGUGGAGGGACAGGCAAUGCUGUUGUAAAUGAAGAAGGAAAUGUCUUUGUCUGGGGAUAUGGAAUUCUUGGGAAAGGACCAAACCUGAUGGAAACAGCAACUCCAGAAAUGAUCCCACCCACCCUCUUUGGCUUGUCAGACUUCAGUCCGGACACCCGCGUUUCUCGCAUUCGUUGCGGACUCAGCCAGUUUGCUGCACUUAACAACAGAGGAGAGCUGUUUGUGUGGGGCAAGAAUAUAAGGGGGUGCUUGGGGAUUGGAAGAAUGGAAGACCAGUAUUUCCCAUGGAGGGUGACAAUCCCAGGCGAGGUACUUGAUGUGGCUUGUGGAGUUGAUCAUAUGGUAACUCUGGUUAAAUCAUUUAUCUAGCAGCCAUGCCAUACCUCAGCUAUGCAUGGGGAAUGGCUGGUAAAAGAUGAACCCACGAUCACUCUUUCAUUAAGGAGAACCCUUUGUGCUCAUGUUCAGUAGUAUAAUACUGAGCGUGUGAAGAACUUCUGCGAUGCUUGGAACCUUGUUAACUGUUUCUUCAUGUCCAGAGCCUGCAGUUACUCUUUGGGAGAGAGCCUUGCAUUCCUCCCCUAGGGAUGGUGAAGAGAUGAGCAGACCAAACAUUUUUAAUUAGCUGCUCAGAAUGCUCCAACCGCCCUGCUGCCAAGCCCCCAGGCAGCAAUGCUCUGCUAAUGUGUAAGGAUUAAGACAAGAAGGGGAGCUGUUUUAUGUCCAUUUUACUAUGUUCCUCCAUGAGGAAAUUGCAGUACCUAGUAUUAAGUGCACUUACUCGUACAGAUGGUAGUAGAGCUGUAAACGGGUAUGCAUCACUGCUGUCACUUUCAGGGGGUGAUGGCCUUAGCCAACCAUGUUUCCUAAAGGAAAAGUUAUCUCAUGGGAUGAAAUAAAGACAUGUUGAUUAAUACAGCCUGGCAGAACUAUUCUUCACCAUCUGAUACCAGUCAUGCACUGUUUGACCCAUGUUCUUGUGCGUUACACUGGAAGCAGAGCUGCACUAUGUUGUGUUUCACUCACCUGUGAGUGGAUGAAGGGUUCCUUCCUCCAGAGAGUUAGCUCUCCACCAUGGGACUUUACGUUCCUUCAGUGCCACCGAUAGAUCAGAGUGAGAGCUCCAGUGUGGGAAGGAAGUGAAAAGGAAAGGAGCAGUGAUCUACAUUAAUUUAUACCUUUAAGUAUGUCUAUACUACAGUAGCACAGGUACAACACUUUGGGUUUCUGGAUGAGUGUAAUUGUCUAUAAGGUUCUAACCUCUCCCACUCACCUCACUGCAUGCUGCCUUUUGCCCCAGCCCCCAACAUGCAUCUCCAUGCACAACUGCUGAGAGUGGUGCCAACUAUGCAUGGCCUCUACCCUCCUUCCUCUUGGAAAAUCUAGUUAGGUUCCUAACUUGAGGCUCCUGUUUUUGAAAAUCUAGGUCCCGACAGAGAGGAUGGCAGGGGAGUCAUAACUGUAGUGGAAUAGGGUGGAUUUGGGAAGCCUGGCAGAAGUAUCUUUGCAAAAGUCCAGGCAUGAGGGAAUGAACCCAUGGCCAGGACUUGGGGGUAGCAAAGACACAACCUUUGUACCUCUGGCCAUGCUAGAGCCCAGAAUACAACAGGCACACCAGACCCAGAGGGAGAGAGGUAGCAGCGCGUGACAUCACCUGACUUCUUCCAAGAUGUGCUGUGAGCACAGUAGUCCCUUCGCUCCUGUCUCUACCCUACACACAAUGUAUCCUUUCAGGUAAUUGCCCAGUGAACAAUCAUGCUCCUACAACCAUGCAUCUAUCCAUCCAGCUGUUGCCCACAUCUAAGCUGCUCUUUCCAGCUCCAGUUUUUAUAGGGAUGCUGACUGCUCAUGUGUUUUGAUGUCAUUCAACCCUGUCAGCAUGGACUCCACAUACUUAGAGGUGCCUGCUAGUGUCCAGCAUACCCCAAGCUUCCCUCUUUGUACAUCACCUGUCUGUGCAGGCAGCGAGGCUGAGUGAGGAUUGUGUGGAACUCCCAACUGCUGCACCUUUGAAGCCCUGCGCCGCAAUUGUCUAGCCAACAGCAGCAGCCUCUCAGUUCUUUGCAGGUAAACAGAGACCAGCAGCAAGGCAGAAAUAGCUAAUAUUUCAUAAAGCCCCUCCAAGGGGGAUACUCACCACAUUUUAGUCCUUCGGUGGCAGCCAACCAAAGGUGGCACAGUUUGGAAACAUGAAGAACAACAGAUGCUGCCAUCUCCAACCGGGGUGAAAAUCCUAGAGGGGAACAAGAUGAUAUUGCAGGAAUAGGUUUGCGACAGACAAGAACCAGAACUCUCUAUUAGUAGUAGAAGAUAACUUACUUAUAGUCUUUAAGAUCAGAAGGGGCCAUCAAGACACUAUUGUAACAUUAUAACAAUAAUAGUAGUAUAUCCUAGUACUGAGGAGCCACAGUCAUGAAUCAGGAUCCCAUUGUGCUAU
Molecule: messenger RNA, 3133 nt
Organism: Terrapene triunguis (Three-toed box turtle)
Lineage: Eukaryota; Metazoa; Chordata; Testudines; Emydidae
Gene: RCC1L
Product: RCC1 like
Exons: 10
Coding region: 73-1065 (330 amino acids)
Source: RefSeq, a predicted model, not a curated record